Molecule: messenger RNA, 537 nt
Organism: Racocetra fulgida
Lineage: Eukaryota; Fungi; Glomeromycota; Glomeromycetes; Diversisporales; Gigasporaceae
Source: the annotation of a GenBank genome assembly
AUGGCGGAUCCAAACAUUGAAACGCAACUAACCCAACUGAGUCAUCGUCAGACUACCGAAUCAAAGGUCGAUAAAGAUACAAAGUUUGAGCGAGACUAUGUGCCACCAGACAUUAAGAUACAACAAAUACGACAGGCAAUUCCACCCCAUUGCUUUGAGCAAGACACAUGGAAAUCAGCCGGCUAUCUGGUUAAAGAUCUUGCUAUGAUUGCGGCUCUGGUCUACGCAGCGACGUUUAUUGACACAUACCUUCCACAGAUGCUUCGUUUUAUCGCCUGGCUUGUAUAUUGGUUUUUCUGUGGUGCUUUUGCGACAGGUGUAUGGGUGAUCGCUCAUGAAUGUGGACAUCAAGCCUUUUCACCUCACAAGUCUAUAAACAACACAGUAGGCCUCAUAUUGCACUCAGCUCUACUGGUCCCUUAUCAUUCGUGGAGAAUAACACAUUCCAAACAUCACAAACAUACGGACGCCUAUAUUUUCAUUACUUAUGUUGAUUCUUCAACAAUUAUUUGGAUGGCCGCUUUAUUUGAUCUUUAA